AUAAAUCGAUACAAUUAUAGUAUCGAUAAGUUUUUAGUAUUUGGUAUACCACAUCUACAUCUCUAAUAAGGACCAUGCAAAAGUCAAAUCGUAAUCGUCUCAGUGAGGAGCAGCUUCUUAAAGCUAUACAGAAGAAAAAAGAAUGUAAUGCAAAAGCCCAGAAAAUAGUUGAGUCAUUCUUAGAAAGAAACAUUACAAGAGAUUAUUUCCUAUCUCAGUUGAAAGAUAUUAAUCAAUGUCAUUACGAAGACAUCGUAGAUGAACGGCACAUUCUUCUAAUAUGUGGGUAUCCCUUAUGUGAGAAUCUAUUGGAAAAAGUGCCUUCAAAAAAAUAUCAAAUAUCGACGACUAUAAACAAAGUUUACGAUAUAACGGAUCGUAAAAAGUUUUGCAGCUCUCAGUGUUUCAAAGCGUCCGAGUUCAUAAAAUCACAAAUAUUAGUGAGUCCGCUUUGGUUAAGGCAAAAUGAACAAAUACCGGAGUUCAAAUUAUUGAUUGAAAAAAAUACUGGUACUUAAUUUUAAUUUUUAAAAAUAGAAAAUUAAUCUUUAAAUAUUGACAAAUAAUAUUGUAGUUUUUAAUGUAUAAUGAUAACAUAAUAUUUGCCUAUAAUCCGUUCCUCUUCAAAGAAAUUGAACUAACUCGUAAAACUAUUUUUUUUAAUUAUGUGAUAAAAGGUCAAUGUCAAAAUAGUAGUGCUUAUAAAUAAAAUCAAUAAAAAUGAAUAGAUGUAUUUCAUAUAUUUCUUAAAUAGUUCCGCUCCAUUCUAAACAGCCAAUCCAAUUAACCCAAAGGGUUAAAUUGUAAGCAUAUACUGCAAGAAUGAUAAAAACAAAGAUUGCGCAAUGACGGUUUCAAAUUUUCUUCGUUCUGCGUAUCUACGCCCCGGUUGACCAACGUGCAAUCAGCUGAUUUUCAGUUUUUUUUUUUGCAAUAAGAAGCAAUUUUGUAUUGCAGGCGAAAAAAGAUAAUAUCAUCAAAAGUUAACAUCGAUAUAAAUAAAUAUUAAUAAAA
This is a messenger RNA of Bactrocera latifrons, 1014 nucleotides long. RefSeq names its product putative RNA polymerase II subunit B1 CTD phosphatase RPAP2 homolog. Bases 75 to 518 code for a protein of 147 amino acids. Gene Ontology annotation, molecular function: RNA polymerase II CTD heptapeptide repeat phosphatase activity; RNA polymerase core enzyme binding. Gene Ontology annotation, cellular component: nucleus; cytoplasm. The record is from RefSeq and is a predicted model, not a curated record. NCBI's taxonomy places the organism in Eukaryota, Metazoa, Arthropoda, Insecta, Diptera, Tephritidae. The transcript has 4 exons.